Messenger RNA from Xenia sp. Carnegie-2017, 1081 nucleotides. RefSeq lists its product as uncharacterized. The coding region runs from base 273 to 920 and encodes 215 amino acids. The transcript has a single exon. The record is from RefSeq and is a predicted model, not a curated record. Lineage: Eukaryota; Metazoa; Cnidaria; Anthozoa; Malacalcyonacea; Xeniidae.
AGUUUUUCAGUAUUCUUUCUCAUUGAUUUAAAUAUCGGCUAUAACUAUUGUCUCAACGCGCUCUUGAAACACCAUUAACACUUGAAAUGUAAACUUUACUGCAGCUGAACAAAACUAUGACCUAUUUACAAUCUUUUUAUUCUCAGUUGUUCUCAGAGGAUGGAAGACCUCCUGUAGAUAGUUUCAAUUAAAACUCGUGGCUUAAACGUGCUUUAUUCAAAAUAGCGUUUGUUCUUGCAAAUCAUCUUUGAUAGCUGCAGUUUUUUUCGAAAAUGGGAAACGUGAAAUGUGAGAGAAAUGAUGAAAUAGAUUCACUUCUUCACUUUACCUCACUUGCAAGUGGUUUCAUUCAUUCCGUACUUAAGAAACCUUUAAAAUCCAAGCGAAAAGUAAACCACCGUAAAUUUUUGCAGAAACAAAUGGGUAAAAAUUCCAUUUAUAGAAACAUCUUUAUACACAACCAGGAAGAAAAUAAAGAAGUGAAAAGCGACAAAGUUUUUGAAUAUGAAGAUUCAACUGAUUCAGUGAAAGAGAGACAGGUUGAACAAUCUUUGAGGCAACUUUUUAAUCCUAAUAUAUGGAUGACCACUCCAAAAUGCAAAGAACAACAUUACACUUACUCAUUACGUCUUCGAAAGUUUCCUGAAUCAUUUUGGAAAGAACCGAUGGAGUACUGUAAUCAAGAGCUAACUGCGCAAUGCCAAGACGUGUUUGAUUUACUGGGAGUAGAAUUUGAUGAAUUCCUGGAAAAAUUACAAGAAAACUCAGACUCUACUUCUACAUCCUCUGGAGAAUGUCUGUCCGAUUUGUCAUCGUUUUCGCCGAUUACAGUGCAACAAUCAGGCAAAUCAAUUAUGUGCAAUUCUGAACAUGAAAAUCUUUGGAAUCUUCACAAAGACAUUGCGAAUUUUACACAGUGAGAAUAAUUAUUGAACACUAAGAUGAACUUAAAUCAUACCAAAGAAUGAAAAUUAAAAGUACAAGCCAUAAGUUGUUUUACUAAGAAAAGUAAUUUAGUUUAGAUAGUAGAUGAAUUGCAGUGGGAGUGAAAAAAUGAAGUAUAAGCGUUGGUGUUACAGGA